This is a messenger RNA of Aplysia californica (California sea hare), 1962 nucleotides long. Its product is annotated as tRNA modification GTPase GTPBP3, mitochondrial. Gene Ontology annotation, biological process: tRNA methylation; tRNA wobble uridine modification. The record is from RefSeq and is a predicted model, not a curated record. The transcript is spliced from 9 exons. Gene Ontology annotation, cellular component: mitochondrion; cytoplasm. Gene Ontology annotation, molecular function: GTPase activity; protein binding; GTP binding. The coding region runs from base 344 to 1936 and encodes 530 amino acids. Lineage: Eukaryota; Metazoa; Mollusca; Gastropoda; Aplysiida; Aplysiidae.
AAACAGCGGUUCUAGCGAACUACGAAACUCAGAAUUUCCCCUUAGGUUAGCAGACAAGACUCGACUCUUUUGGUGUUGGUGCUUUCUUGUCGCCUUCCUUAUGGCUGAAGACUUUUAUUAUUGUGAAAUGAAGAUGACAUACAUGCUGUUCUUUUGUAGCAGGUACUUAUUCCAUUCACGAGAUUGCUGAUUAGCUUGAAUAUGGGAACAGAACUUUGAAUUCCAGCUGUGACUACAAUAGAUUUUUAACCUGAAUAGUUUCAACAAUUCUGGUUCUGUGACUGAUUUAUCCCUUCACUUUUUCUGCGCACAGAGUCCUGUUCAAAUUUACAAUAGUCUAACGAUGUUUGCAAGACUUAAUGUUCUCCGACAGUAUUGCCUUUUGAGUGGAAGAACAGCAAAUUUCUUUCAAUGGACAAAAGAUUCUACCCAGAUCAAGUAUUUUUUUUCAUCAAGUGUUCCUCACAGUACAAUUUUUGCCCUGUCCUCUGGUGCAGGCAAGUGUGGAGUAGCAGUCAUUCGACUUUCUGGGUCAAAGUCAAGUUAUGCUCUGAAGCAGUUAUGUGGGAAAGUGACCAAACCAAGGACUGCCAGCCUGUGUAAACUUAUGAACCCACAGACACAAGAACUUCUUGAUAGAGCACUGGUGCUUUGGUUUCCAGGGCCAAAAAGUUUCACUGGUGAGGACUGUGCUGAAUUGCAUAUUCAUGGAGGACCUGCUGUUGUGUCAGCUGUCUUGACAGCCCUGGGAUCUCUUUCUGGUCUCACACCCGCUCUACCUGGAGAGUUCUCAAAAAGAGCUUUUGCAAAUGGAAAGUUGGAUUUGACCGAGGUUGAGGGCCUUGGCGACUUGAUUCAUGCUGAAACAGAAGCUCAAAGGAAGCAAGCUCUGAGGCAAAUGGAAGGGGAUUUGAAUCAACUUUACACAGGAUGGAGGACUGGUUUGAUUAAGAGUCUUGCAAAUGUUGAAGCCUUCAUUGAUUUCAGUGAGGAAGAAAAUAUUGAAGAUGACGUUAUAGAAUUAGUGACAACAUCUGUGAUGAAGAUCCAAACAGAGAUGGAAGCACAUCUAAGAGACAGUCGUAAAGGAGAGAGACUUCGAGAUGGUGUCCAUGCUGUCAUUCUGGGGGAGCCCAAUGUUGGAAAAAGCAGCCUGCUCAAUUUCCUGUGCCAGAGACCUGCUGCCAUUGUGUCUCCUCUGGCAGGAACAACGCGAGAUGUGGUGGAGACAGCUCUUAACAUUGCAGGGUACCCUGUCCUCAUCAGUGACACUGCUGGACUACGAGAGUCAUGUGACGUUAUAGAAAAAGAAGGUAUCUCCAGAGCUCUGGACAGAGCAGAGAAGGCCGACUUGAAGAUUCUUGUCCUGGAUUUUGAAGUUCAUGGAGCAAAUCUGUCUAAUGUUGACUUUCCGACUUUUUUGUCAUCUUACCUGUCUGACAUGAGGUUGUAUCAGAAUAACUUUCGUGAAGCAGACUCUGUCCAUGACUCCCCAUCAAACAGCGAUCAGUCACUGUCUUUCGAUCAAGUACCAGAAGAUUCAUGGGAGGUGUUGGUUGUUGUGAACAAAAGUGAUCUGGCAAGAGUUUCUGACUUAAAGCAGGUAUCUCAGCAUGCUUCAGGGUCAGUGUGCUUUGUCUCGUGCAAGACAGGUCAAGGCCUUGACAGAUUUCUUCAUGUGCUCGCUGGCAGGAUAAAAGAUCUGUGUGGGGACCCUCUGACGAGCAGCUCCAGCCUCACCCAGACACGACACAGACAUCAUCUGAGCAGAUGUAAACAGCACCUUGAGGAUUUCCAUAAUCUCCUGAGCUAUGAUGUUGUGAUAGCAGCAGAGAAACUGCGGAGAGCCACUCGAGAAUUGGCCUUGAUCACAGGGGCUGUGUCCACUGAAGAUGUGCUUGAUGUGAUAUUCAGAGAUUUUUGUAUAGGGAAAUAAAUGUAUUUAUUUAUCAGUCCUGAAAA